Suncus etruscus (white-toothed pygmy shrew) is the source of this 2329-nucleotide messenger RNA. It is a transcript of the gene OGFRL1, whose product is annotated as opioid growth factor receptor like 1. Gene Ontology annotation, molecular function: opioid growth factor receptor activity. Bases 1 to 1401 code for a protein of 466 amino acids. The transcript is spliced from 7 exons. The record is from RefSeq and is a predicted model, not a curated record. Lineage: Eukaryota; Metazoa; Chordata; Mammalia; Eulipotyphla; Soricidae. Gene Ontology annotation, cellular component: membrane.
AUGGGCAACCUGCUUGGCGGGGUCAGCUUCCGCGAGCCCACCACGGUGGAGGACUGCGACUCCACCUGGCAGACGGACUCGGAGCCCGAGCCCGAGGAGCCGGGGGCGGCCGGCGGCGGGGAUGCCGAGGCCCCCGGACCGGGGCCGGAGCCCGAGCCGGAGCCGGAGCCGGAGCGGCCGCCCAAGCCCGAGGACCCACGCGCCGGCGGGCGGCCCCGCGACAGCCCCGCGCAGGAAGGGGACGCCGAGGCGGCGGGCUCGGCCGAGCAGGGUGGUGAUUCCACUGAAGCAACUACUAAACCAAAGAGAAGUUUUUAUGCUGCAAGGGAUCUGUACAAAUAUCGUCACCAGUAUCCACAGAACUUCAAAGAUAUCCGAUAUCAAAAUGACUUGAGCAAUCUUCGUUUUUAUAAGAAUAAAAUUCCAUUUAAGCCAGAUGGUGUUUAUAUUGAAGAAGUUUUAAAUAAGUGGAAAGGAGAUUAUGAAAAGCUGGAGCACAACCACACUUACAUACAAUGGCUUUUCCCCUUGAGAGAACAAGGCUUGAACUUUUAUGCUAAAGAACUAACCACCUAUGAGAUUGAGGAAUUCAAAAAAACAAAAGAAGCAAUUAGAAGAUUUCUACUGGCUUAUAAAAUGAUGUUAGAAUUUUUCGGAAUAAAACUCAUUGAUAAAACUGGAAAUGUUGCUCGGGCUGUCAAUUGGCAGGAAAGGUUUCACCAUCUGAAUGAAUCCCAGCACAACUAUUUAAGAAUCACCCGUAUUCUUAAAAGCCUUGGUGAGCUUGGAUAUGAAAGUUUUAAAUCUCCUCUUGUAAAAUUUAUUCUCCAUGAAGCUCUUGUGGAAAAUACCAUUCCCAAUAUUAAGCAGAGUGCUCUGGAAUAUUUUGUUUAUACAAUUAGAGACAGAAGAGAAAGGAGAAAGCUCCUGCGUUUUGCCCAGAAACAUUACACUCCUUCAGAGAAUUUUAUCUGGGGACCGCUAAGGAAAGAACAGUCUGAAAGAAGCAAAGCUCAAAAAAUACCUGCCCUUCCCACUUCUGGUCAUGGCACCCAAACCUCUCUGCAUAAAAAAUCCAAGGACUCCAAAACUUCCUGUUCUGCUGAUCAGGCAAUUAGCAAAGUAGCUGAAGAAAAAACAGUGGCACCUCAAGAACCUGGAGAAGAGACAGACAGGCCCAGCUCAGAGCUCUGUAGUGAUGCUGCCAGGCCAAGAAACACAGAAAAUGCAGAGGACAGUAAUCCUGAGGAUAUAAAUUCUCAACUAGAAAAAACUAUGAAUAAUUCUUCGGAGAAAAAGGAGAGUAUAUCUCCCAAAAACAAUGAAGAAGGUGAUGAUCAUAACAAAGACUGUGAAAAUGCUGGAAAUGCAGGUUCCCAUGAUGAUAUACUCUUACAAUGAGUUAUCAGAAAGCCCACACACCAGUUUAGGUAAGGGAGGAUUGUAUUAUUUACUCUGAAAACAUGUCUAAUUUCAGAAGUUAGCCAUUGCUUCAGAUAUAAAUUGUGUUUUGUUAUUUAUUUUUUUAAAUUUGGAUUAAAAUGAAUUUAAUAAGUUUCAAGACAAACUCCAAUAAAUGAUUAUAUUUUUAACAUUUUUAAGAUGUUAAUUUUCAAAUUCUGUACACAACAGUUACUUUUAAUAUGUCUGAAAUAAUAUAUAAUUUGCUGUAUUAAAUUUUUUUGUGAGAUUAUGGUCACAUGAAGAAAAUGAAGGUGAUUUUAUUGUUGCUAUACCUUUGUCUGAUUUAUGGAUUCAUUUUUUUAAUUUAUUUUAUUUUAUUUUUUUUGUCUGUUUGUUUUGGGGCCUUUUCCAGUAGUGCUCAGGGUUUACUGCUGGCUCUGCACUCAGAAAUCGCUCCUGGCAGGCUCAGGGGAUGACCAAAGGGAUGCAGGGAAUUGAACUACGAUCGAUCCUGGUCUGCCACAUGAAGGCAAAAGCUCUACCCACUGUGCUAGUGCUCUGGCCUGUAGGGAUUCAAUUUUUUGCUUAAAGAAUUUGAUCUUCUAUUUUAGUGUUCAGAUAGAGAUUUGCCCUUUUUUCAUACCUCAACAUGUUUUCUUUUAAAUCUGAUAAGUAAAAUGGAAGUUCUUGGGAAUCUAUGAUUACCCCAACUUUGUUUUUAGCCUCACAGUCAUUUUCUCUUUCCCUUUCUCCAUGUUUGACCUAAUUCUAUCAUCUUGUCAGCUAACAUGUGUUUCACUAAUGUCUAAUUACCUAUAUUGAAAUUUAAAUGGAACAGAGAUUUUUCAUUUCUGCAAUUUCAAGAUUUUGCUUUGUUCAAAGUAGUAAAGACUUUCUCAAGUGCUUAAAAACAAAUAUUGAUGCA